CCUGUCGUCUUUUACUCCACCCCUCCAGACCAAGCCAUCCCUAUCUACUCACCCUUCGGGAAGCUUGUUGUACAGGCUCACAAGCACGCGUCCAAGAUGGUGGUGAAGAAAUCAGGGAAAGCCCUUCUAAGGGAAGAAGGGCUGGAAAGGACGGACAAUGACCUAGACCUUACUUCGUGGCCUCAAGUGAACAUGAUCAAUCAAAAAAACUAUUAUACUGAGUUCCUUAAGAGAGACGACCAAUUCCUUGCAUAUCGCAGCCAAAACGAAGAGGCUAGAAGUCGGAUGAUUAAGGAGGCUAGGGACAAAGAUCGUGCACUUGCGCAGUCGAGCCGCGUGGGCGAGGAUGGAGCAGUGGACGCAGUGGACGACCCAUCAACAGAAGAAGCCAUAGCUGCACUGGGGUCCAAGGAAGCAUACGCCUCGAAGCUGAUAGUCCUACAUGUGGGUAGCCAGAACCUACGGAUAGGCCUGGGGACCGAUGCGCUGCCCAAGACGAUGCCCAUGGUGAUUGCGAGGAAAUGGAGGGAGAAUGAAUCAGAAGAGAACGGCGGGGAGCCCAAACCUAAGCGACUAAAGAGAGACGAAGACUAUACACAUGAAGAUUCGGACAAAGUUUACGACAAUUGGUUCGGGGAAGAUUUUGACAGCCAAUAUGCCACCAUGGCUUCCGAAUUGAGAGUGCGAAUGCGAAAUAACAAACGGCGAGUAUUACCGAACUCGAGGGAAGUGAUUGCCAAUUUCAACCGCAAAUCAUUCCCGGACACAAUAACAGAACACAACGAUCCAGACCGCGUGGACUGGACAGAGAUCCCGCGAAAUCCCAAAGAAGCGCCUGAUUUCGUGACAGGCGAAGCCGCUCUUCGUAUUCCCGAGAAGUCGAUACCACGCUACAAACUAUUCUGGCCCAUACAAUACGGCUGGUUCAACGAAGAGGACUACACUAGCAGGAAUCAGCUUUACCACGAUAUUUCCCGCAUCUUCGAAGAAGCCUUCAGGUCACAACUCGGUAUUAAGGACCUUAAGGAACUGGCAAAUUACAACUGUGUAUUCAUAAUACCCGACUUGUACGAGCGAACUUAUGUCACCAUGAUGCUCGACAUCCUAAUGCGUGAUCUUGGACUAGGCAAGGUCUGCCUACAACAGGAAAGCCUUUCGGCGACUUUUGGAGCUGGCUACUCGAUAUCUUGCAUUGUCGACAUUGGGGCUCAGAAGACCACCGUGUGCUGCGUCGACGAGGGAUUGUGUCUGGAGGAGUCUAGAGUAAAUGUCAAGUACGGCGGGGCCGACGUGUCUGAGACGUUUAUGAGGAUGUUGCUUCACGACAAUUUUCCUUAUUCCGACAUAAACCUAAAACGGAGGUAUGAUUGGAUAUUGGCAGAAGAGCUAAAGCGCAAGUUUGUCUCCAUCAAGGACUCAGACGUUGUGGUGAGGACUUGGGAGUUCCAUCUACGAGCGUCAGGUCAAGAUACGAGGAAAUACGUAUUUAAAACCUACGAUGCAACAGCUCUGGCGCCCAUGGGAUACUUCAAGCCCUCAAUAUUCGAUCAUUCUCAGAAGCUGAAUAGCCGACGCAAUUUUAUUCCUCGGUCCGUAGACCUGUACGAUGGAUCACCGAAUGAUCCAAUAUCAAUUGCCCAGAUCGAAGUCAUCGAUUUCGCUGCGGGGAAGUCAGCCACGGAAAACGGUGCUCUACCUGACAUCGCCAAUACUGCACAAAUCAACUCCACGCCCAGCAAAGAAAGGCCAUUCAGCCUUCUAAGUCGCUUGAAUGACGUAGAGCUAACCCCAAGAUCCUCGGUUGCGGGAUCACCCGGACCUGAAGGCACUCCGAAUCCUGAUAGGGACACACCUGCCGCUGGAGAUCUCGACAAGCCGUCAAUAUUCCAUGAUCCUGUCUUCGAGAAGACCAAGAUCGCCGAGGAGCGCGACAAGGUUCUACCGAUUAUGCCUCUCGACCUUGCCAUCAUGACGUCCAUCUCGCAGGGCGCACGCGGUGACGAUCGGAAGAUGAGAGAUUUCUUUGGUGGAAUCAUGCUGAUCGGAGGAGGCAGCAAGGUCCCUGGUGUGGGCGAGUUCCUCGAGGAGCGCCUGAGGGAGCUGAAGCCCGGUUUCCAGAAGGAGAUACUUGUCGGUCGCCCACCGAGGGAGAUCGACGAACAGGUGCUGAUCUGGAAGGGCGGGAGCGUCUUCGGAAAGUUGUCGUCAAGCGGCAACGACAGCUGGAUCAGCCGUGGGGAAUACGACAUGCUAGGUUCGAGGCUACUGGUGAACAAAUGCAUGUUUGCAUGGUAGUCUUAGAUGGUCUAUCGGCAUAUGAGCCAUUUGUAGGAGAUCAUCCUAAGAGAUACGAUUUAUUGGAUAUCUCAACUAUUGAAUGAAUGUAUGGCAGUCAGACCUCC
Molecule: messenger RNA, 2402 nt
Organism: Mytilinidion resinicola
Lineage: Eukaryota; Fungi; Ascomycota; Dothideomycetes; Mytilinidiales; Mytilinidiaceae
Product: actin-like ATPase domain-containing protein
Exons: 5
Coding region: 97-2295 (732 amino acids)
Biological process (GO): regulation of DNA-templated transcription; double-strand break repair
Cellular component (GO): Ino80 complex
Source: RefSeq, a predicted model, not a curated record